This is a messenger RNA of Stylonychia lemnae, 3102 nucleotides long. The record is from the annotation of a GenBank genome assembly. NCBI's taxonomy places the organism in Eukaryota, Ciliophora, Spirotrichea, Sporadotrichida, Oxytrichidae.
AUGAAUUUUUCAUCAUCUCAAAGACCUAUUUUUAGGAUUUUAAGAUCAGAAAAAAUAGUGAUAGAAACUUCAUAUUUUAACUAGUUCGAUAAAGACCUCAUCAACAUUUAAAAUUCAAACUUAAGAGUAGUAAAUUCUAUCAUAUCUAAUAAGGGAGUCAAUAGCUUACCUGAUAUAAAUGGAAAUAUUCAAUUAACAGCUAGAGCUAUUCAAUCUUUCGAGUCAAAGUUAAUAAUUAAAAAUUCAUCAUUUACUGAUCUAACUUCUCUCUAAGAAGGAGGUGCCAUUAAUCUUGUUUAAGGUGAUUUGUAUCUAAACGAUUCGACCUUCUCUCAUAAUUAGGCAUAAAUUGGUGGAUCUAUAUCUCUUUACUGCAGUCAAUAAAAUGAAGCUAAUAUUUAAGGUGGAGCCGUCAAUUACAAUAAAUAUGAGCCAGUAAAUCUUCUAACUUCUAAUAUAUUUGAAAAUAACUAUGCACCUUAUGGCUUGAAUAUAUCUAGUGUACCUUUUACUAUUAGACUCACAACCAUGACAGCUAAGAAUGUAAAUUCAGGAUAAAAAUAUCAAGGAAUCAUUCAAUUAGAAGUAGUAGAUUAUUACAUGCAGAGAAUCGUUAAUGAUGAUACAACUGGUGUAAUUUUAGUUGGAUUUUAUGAAGAUGGUACAUCAGUUACUGGUCAAACAUAGUAAAAAGCAAAGAAUGGAAUCGUGACUUUUGACGAUAUCAGAUUUUUUGGCAACCCUGGAAAUACUUAAAAGUAAUUUAAGUUUUACUCUCCCAAUAUUGAUGAUGAAAUGAUGAGAAAAGUUUAUAGACUAGAAGAAUAAGUAGUUAUUAAUGAGAUAAUAGUAGAAUGCCUUCCAUGUGAAAUAGGGACUUACUCUAUCAAUAUAAAUGACAAGGAAUGCACAUUUUGUCCAGAAAAUUCAGAGUGUCUUGGAGGAAGUGUCAUAUCUGUUGAUAGAGGCUAUUGGAGGUCAUCUAAUACAUCUAUUUAAAUCCAUAAAUGUCUAGGAAAAGAAGGCUGUCUUGGAGGAGUUCUAGAAUCUAAAAAAAGAUAUGAAAAUGACAUAUACCCUCUUUGUGAUUUAGGAUAUGGUGGGAAUCUUUGUCAUUCUUGUAAAAGAGUUAAUGGAACAUAAUAUGCAAGAACUUCUCCAAAUAAAUGUGAAGUUUGCCCAGAAACAGGGAUGAACUUAAUAUUUCUGCAAGCAGUACUGCUAAUUUUAGCUUAUCUAAUAAUUCUUGUUAUCAUGAACAUUAGAAGUAAAAAGACAAAUGAUGUCCAAGUCAUAAUGAGAAUAAUGACUACAUAUUUGCAGAUCAUAUCUUCCACUCAUGUUCUUGAUUUAGACUGGCCAGAUUUAUUAUAAUAGUUCUUUGGUGUAUUCACCUAAGUAGGUGACUCUGUGUAAAAUCUUAUUUAUUUUGAUUGCUUCAUGAAAAAAACAUUGGUAGAAAAUGAUGCUAACUCAUUUAUUUACUUUAAGACAAUAUUAAUAGGAGUAUUACCUCUGCUAUUGAUUUUAUCUUUUGCUCUUGCUUUCCAAAUUUUCGUAAUGAUUAAGAUUAAAUUCAAAAAGCAACUAGUAGAAUGGAUAGUAAUAAUGGCAGUUAUUGUUAUUUAUUUUACACAUCCCACUGUUUCUAGAAAUAUUUUGGCGAUAUUUUUCUGCAUGGAAAUUGAUAAAGGGGAAUAUUGGCUACAAAGUGACCUUUCAAUUUAGUGCUGGGCAAUGGUUAGUCUGCUUGUUCUUAUUUACAUUCAUAGACUUCAGAUAAGAUUAUAACCUUACAAAAAUCCUUUGAUCAAUGAACUUGAGAAAAGAGAAAUGAUCUGCAACCUAGUUACAUUUUAUGGAUCACUUAUCUUUGUUAAUAUUGAAUUCAGUGAUUGGAUAAAAUUGCUUUCCCUUACUAUCAUUAUUGUUUUCAACCUUUGGUUUAUAUUACUAUGGAUGUACCAUCAAACACCAAGUAAAAUUAAAAUUAAUCAUCUCUUGUAUAAUAAAGAUUCCUUUGAUCUAGUAGCAUUGAAAGACUAAACAAAUCUAUAAUUUGAUAAUUCUAAAGAUAUCAGUAACUAGACAAUUUUUGGAGUGGUAACAUAGGAUGUUCUGAGACCCCACUCAUCUACUAGCACUAUUAAAAAAUAAGCUAAAAAGGUCAAAACUCAUGUAUCUGAAAGCAAAUUUAAGAAGUAAUUUAAGCGUAAAGUAAAGUUGAUAGAACCUCGUGAAAAGCAUGUUCGCUAAGGAACUUCUGAUAUUUUUUCAGACAAUGAUCUUGACAUUAAAUAAUCUUACCCUCAAAAUAUAAAAAAAUUAACUUAUGCUCAAGCAAAGUUCUAGUCAUCUAAGGCUGUUCUAAAAUAGUUUGAGCAAAUUGAAGUUUUCAAAAGUUAAGAAGAUAUUUUAGGUUCAUCUGUUAAGCAGAUAUCUGCUUAAAUUAGGACUAAUGCAAGUGUAGCUAAUGCUUUCACAGAUCAUAACUUCCCAGAUGUGAAAACUCAAUUUAUACUUAGCAAGUAAUAAGAUAAAAGUCAUGGAUAUCCUUUUGAAACAUAAACAAUCCUCUUGAAUUCCAAUGAUUUAAAUCACAAUGAAUUCUCGCCUCUUAUGAUGGACUAAACCCUUCCAAAAGUUAAGAUACAACUUUAUAGAAGACAACUUUGCACUUAUUGUGGACUAUCAGUAUAGAGUCUUGCAAAGCAUCCUUAUCUUGAAGAUGUAAAAGUAAUGGAUUAAGAAUAUUAUCCUAAGAUGCCACAUAAUCAGAAAUACUACAAAGAUGAUUCUUAUUACUAAAAAUUAGAAGCAAAGUUAUAGCAGCCUAAGGUUAUGGAAAUGAACAUGGAUCUAAAACAUCAGUAAUACUUAUUCAUUAGAAAUCAACAACCUGCUAUUGUUAAUUAGAUAGUACCUUAACUGAAAGGAAGAUAGGUUGCACAAAAUCCUACUAAAAUAUCAGCAAACUUGUAUCUUCAUGGAUUACCUUUUUAGAAUAAUAAGGAAUAUGAAGUAUCACCAAAAUAAUAAUGGAGUAUUAGGAAUGAAGAUAUUUAAAACCAUCUUAGAAAUUAAGCUCACUUCAAGUAUUGA